Salpingoeca rosetta is the source of this 3410-nucleotide messenger RNA. RefSeq lists its product as uncharacterized. The record is from RefSeq and is a predicted model, not a curated record. Lineage: Eukaryota; Choanoflagellata; Craspedida; Salpingoecidae. The transcript has 5 exons. The coding region runs from base 951 to 3011 and encodes 686 amino acids.
AAAGAACUCAAUCCUGUCUACCACCACCCACAGCACGACAGCACAGCACACUAGCACAACCCGCAAGCGCAGAACACCCGCAGCGGCAACCACAAAACUUUAUCAAAAGAUAACUCUGCUUCUGAGGGCAAACCAAACAGACACAGACACUCACCAACCAACACCAGAAUACCAGCCAUGACUGCCCUCAUUGAUGCUUGCGAGGCAGGAGACCUCGACCGCGUGAAGCGGUUGCUACUGGAGGGCGGUGAUCACACGGACAAGGGCGCAGCAAAGCCAGACGUUAACGAGCGAAACAAAACUGGUGCCACGCCGUUGCACGUGGCGAGCAAGAACGGCCAUGAGGCGAUUGUGCGGUUUCUGCUUGAACAGGGCGCAGACGUCAACCAAACCGACAAGAAUAUGCGUGUGCACAAGGCACGCGGUGUACCUGCUGGUGUUCUCCAUGGAGGACCUGCUGCACCAAGACGAGAGCAAGCGGGCAGAGACGUGGGAGUUUAUGGAGCACUGGCUCUCCUCCCUUCACCUCCACGCCAAGGGUGCACCCGGCCUCAUCGUCGGCACCUUCGCUGAUGUGGUCAGCAAGCGGAAGCAGCACGAGCAGAUCUCACGCGACAUCUACAGUCGCCUGCGCCACAACCCAGCCUUUCCUGGUGUCAUUCACAACGACAAGCACGGUCUGUGGUUCUGGCCCGUUGACAACACCAAGUCCAAUGGCCCCGUGAUUCAGGACCUGCGCCAGACCAUCUCCUCCACAGCACUGGCAGGAAUACGUGAGCCAGGAGGUGGCUGUGCCAUACCUCCACCUCUACGACAAGCUCAACGCCAUUGCCCGCGACGAGAAACGGCCGCUGCUCACGUUUGACGAGGUGGUGAAGAUUGCACGCACAUGUGGGCUGCGUACACGUCGGGAGACGAGAGCCUGCCUUCAGUUCCUGCACCUGUAUUCCAUGGUCCUGUACUAUGACAGCGUGCCUGGCAUGGAGGACUAUGUGAUCCUGAGUCCGCAGUGGGCUGUGGACAUGAUGACGCGCGUCAUCCGCAACUUUGACCUGCAUCGUGAUGUGCGGGAUAGCGAGGCGAGGGCCGUUGGCGCGCAGCUGUGGGACGACCUCGUUGACCGCGGCAUCCUGCACCGUCGCCUGCUGGAAGUGCUGUGGAACGACGUGGACAGCAACUUGGUUGACCCGUUCCUGCACCUGAUGAUGCAGUAUGGGCUGUGCAUUGAGUAUUCCCCACCCAAGCUGGUCGACAGCCGCAAAGCGCUCAUUCGUGCCAACUCCGGUCACGGUGAUAGUGCUGAUGGCAGCGAGGGUGUUGACACACGCGCGCGAGAGCAGCAGUACCUGGUCCCACCCAUUCUGCCGAUGACGAUUCGCCACAACAACAGCGCGAUGGCAUCCGUGUCGCUGAGCACGACAGCAGCACAGCAGGUCAACCCAUUUGUUGGGCACGAGGAGAAGACAGCGUAUGUCGCCUUCAGCCUGAAGCAGUUCAAGCAAAGUGCAAGCGUGCAAGUUGAGCACGCACAGCACGCGUCGUUCCUGCCAGAAGGACUGUUCACAGUGGUGUUGGCGCAUGUAAUGGCGCACGCACAGCACGGCGCAUCACAGGAGCCCAAGCUGAGCCGCACCCACGCCGUCUGCUUCAUGGAGUCGACCAAGCUUGAGCUGCAGCUUGUGCCGGCUGUUGGCGGCAUCAAAAUGAAGAUCACGAGCGCGCAGCCACGGGCCAUGCUGCACAUGCUGCCCACCAUGAUCAGCGAGGCCGCCAGAGAGCGCUAUCCCGAGCUGAAGAGCAACCUGCUGCUGCCAUUCGACGACAAGACGCUGCUGUUCUUCGAGGAUGUGCUGCACCACCACAAGAGCAAGCAGGACAUGUGGGUGGACGAACAACUGCUGUCACCCGAUGACCUGAUCACCAAGUAUAGGCCCCUCCUGCCAGUCCUUGGCCUGCAGGACAAGUACGACGUCUUCAUCAGCUACCGGCAGCGGGCCAGCAGUGGGCUGGUGGCGCUGCAUCCGCGCUUGGAGCAGCGUAACCUGGUUGCGUUUCUGGACGCCAACAACCUGGAGACGGGCCUCAACUUCAAGUUGUCGUUCAUGACAGCGAUUGGGCUGAGCCUGGUGGCCUGCCCCAUUGUCUCUGCUGCCACCAUCAUGCAGAUGAGGCAGCUGCAGCACAGCGACUACUGCGACAACGUGCUGCUGGAGUGGAUGACGAUGCUGGCGCUGCGCGAGUACCAGCGCGCGCAUGAAGAAGAUGAGAAGGAGCAGCAGCACGCCAAAAUCCGCCUCCAUCGCAUUGUGCCCGUGAUUCUUGGCAGCACGUGGCACAACGCGAACGACAGCGGCAUGAGCGGGGCGGAAGCGGGCGAGUACGAUUCACGCGACAACAUGAAGCAGUUGGCGAUGACGCUGCCAGAUGCCGUUAGCAAGCAAACAGCAGCAGCCCUCGAUCAGUAUUUCACGCAGGUGCUACACUUGCCACCGCCACAGCGGCACAAGAGCGUGCGUCAAGUGGUACUGUCCCUGUUUGACAUUGACGCCGUGGUUGCACUGGAUGCCGCUGUGGACCGCAGGUCGCAGCUGCAUGAAAUUGCAGAGAAAGUGCGCCAGGUUGUAGUUUCUGCCAGAAGCGAGGAGCAAGCGAAGAAUGGAGGAGCAACUGCACGGCGAUCCACGCAGUCAUCCUCCUCCUCCUCCUCCUCCACCACCGCCGCAAUCCUUGCUACACCACCUCCCGCCCCUCCAUCCCCCUCCUCCCCCUCCUCCUCCUCCUCCCCAUUUGAGCCAGAGCUGACGGCGUGGCUAACCCGCCACUCGCUGUUGGAACACGUGCAAUUGGCACUUGAAGAGCACGGCAUCCACUCGAUUGAAGACUUGCUCGACCUUGUCACGGAGGACAUUCUCACAGUUAAAGUGCUGAUGGCCACGGGUGUGAAGAUGGGGUGCGCGAACAAGCUCAUCCGCUUGGCAAAGAAGCAUCACGCUGACAGUAGCACUGCGUGAUCAGGAUAUCUGUGCGCCUGCCUUGCCCUUGGUGCUCGCGUGGUUUUCAUCGACUGGCAUUGUGUUUCCCUUAGUUGCGUUUGCAGGGCACCUGUGUGCUGCUGUUGGUCACUGUGAGCGUCAUUGUCCCUGUCUGCUGUGGGCGAGUUUUGUUGUGCACGUGUUACGUUACAACUUGAGGUGCUGUGAAACGUGAGAUGGCGCCAUCUCACAUCACUUCAUCUUUCCACUGCUCUGUUGCCUUUUCCGCCGUUCACCGUGUUGUUGACACCAUGUUGAGAUACCUAGAUGUCGUUGCGUUUGGUUCUCAUCCAUCGAUCAGUUGCUGCGUUUACUUCUUCGUUUACUACUGUUCGCAUACGUGCAGUUGUUGCUGCACAUUACAUUGUUACAACCUCC